Artibeus jamaicensis (Jamaican fruit-eating bat) is the source of this 7459-nucleotide messenger RNA. RefSeq names its product zinc finger protein 516 (gene ZNF516). NCBI's taxonomy places the organism in Eukaryota, Metazoa, Chordata, Mammalia, Chiroptera, Phyllostomidae. Gene Ontology annotation, cellular component: nucleus. Gene Ontology annotation, biological process: regulation of DNA-templated transcription. The record is from RefSeq and is a predicted model, not a curated record. Gene Ontology annotation, molecular function: RNA polymerase II cis-regulatory region sequence-specific DNA binding; DNA-binding transcription factor activity, RNA polymerase II-specific. The transcript is spliced from 6 exons. Bases 295 to 3672 code for a protein of 1125 amino acids.
GGCGCAGCUGGCGCGGUCGGUCUAGUGCAGCGCUCGGCUCCGCGCCUCCGGCGCUCGGCUUCACCUUCAGAGGCGCGGGGCGUGCGCAUCCUCCAGCCCCCGCCGCCGCCUCCCCGCUAAGGUGCCUGCUGCCCUCCGCCAUGCUCUCCAGGUAGGACAUGAACGUGGCUCUGGCAGGUGCGUGUCUGCAGCCCGGUGGCAGGGGGCCUCUCUGAACAUGGAGAGAUAAGACCUGGUCCUGCAGGCCUGACUGAGAGCCGCACCUGCCCGGCUGGGCGAGCCCGAGUUCUGGAGAUGGAUCGCGGCCGCGAGGCCGAGGUGGAGCUGCGGAGGGGCCCGGAGGUGGGGGGCGACAAGGCCGUGAGCCACAGCUGCUGCAUCUGCGGCAAGAGCUUUCCCUUCCAGAGCUCCUUGUCGCAGCACAUGCGCAAGCACACGGGCGAGAAGCCCUACAAGUGCCCCUACUGCGACCACAGGGCUUCCCAAAAGGGCAACCUGAAGAUCCACAUCCGCAGCCACCGCACGGGGACGCUGAUCCAGGGCCAUGAGCCCGAGGCCGGGGAGACGCGCGUGUCCGAGGGCCUGGACGGCUGCACCAGCCCCACCAAGAGCACUUCGGCCUGCAACAGGAUCCUGAAUGGCGCCACGUCACUGGACAGCAGCAAGGUCCUGCUGAGGAGCUGCCGCAAGGAGGCGGAGGGAUCCCCGUGCGCCUCGGCGGACGGCCGGGCCGUUGCGCAGUGCUCCUUCUGCAAAAGCAGGUUCCAGCGCAAGAAGGAGCUGCAGCGCCACGUGCACCGGGCGCACAAGCCCUUUAAGUGCCGGCUGUGCAGCUACGUGACGCUCCGGGAGGAGUCGCUGCUGAGCCACAUCGAGAAGGACCACAUCACGGCGCAGGUGCCGGGCGGCGAGGCCUGCGCGGAGAACGGCAAGCCCGACCUGCCGCUCGGGGAGUUCCCGUGCGAGGUGUGCGGCCAGGCCUUCAGCCAGACCUGGUUCCUGAAGGCGCACAUGAAGAAGCACCGGGGCUCCUUCGACCACGGCUGCCACAUCUGUGGCCGGAGAUUCAAAGAGCCGUGGUUCCUGAAAAACCACAUGAAGGCCCACGGCCCAAAGGCGGCAAGCAAGAACAGGCUCAGGAGCGAGCUGGACCCCGUGGCCACCAUCAACAACGUGGUGCAGGAGGAGGCCAUGGUGGCCGGCCUGGCCCUCUACGAGAUCUGCACCAAGUGCGGGAACUUGUUUACAAACCUGGACAGCUUGAACGCCCACAACGCCGUCCACUGCAGGGUGGAGGCGGGCCGGACGCGGGCUCCGGCCGGCGAGGGUGCGCUCGGCCCCGCGGACGCGCAGCAGCUCUUCCUCCAGUGCCUGAACCUGCGCCCCGUCGGGACCGAUGCACCCGCCCACGCACAGGCCGGGCAGCGCGUGGCUGAGCUGGACCCGGUCAACAGCUACCAAGCCUGGCAGCUGGCCACCAGGGGCAAGGUGGUCGAGCUGGCUGAGUACCUCAAGUACGGGGCGUGGGACGAGGCACUGGGCGGGGAUGUGGCCUUCGACAAGGAGCGGCGGGAGUACAUCCUGGUGAGUCAGGAGAAGCGCAAACGCGAGCUGGAGCCUGGUGCGCAGGGCCACCCACGGAAGAGGACAGGCGCACUUGGAGACCCCAUGGCCGGGCCCCCUGACCCCCGGCCCACCUCCGCACGCCCCAGCCGCCGUGCCGCCACCCCCGCAGGCCAUGGCAAGUCCUCCGAGUGUUUUGAGUGCGGCAAGAUCUUCCGCACCUAUCACCAGAUGGUGCUUCACUCCCGGGUGCACCGCCGCGCCCGCCGAGACCAGGAUGUCCCCGGGGACCGCCUGCCCCGUGUCCGCUCAGGCUCCCUCAGUGAGGGUGACUCAGCCUCGCAGCCCAGCAGCCCCAGCUCAGCCUGCGCCGCCACCGACUCCCCAGGCUCAGGCCUGGCUGAGGAGGCUGCGGAUGAGAGUGGAGAGGAGGGCGCAGCCGACAGUGCACCAGGGGCAAAGUCACGCGGCUGCUGCUUUUCCGAAGACAUGGCUUCUGUGCUCUCCAACGGGGGCCACGGCCUCCGCCACACCCUCUCGGCGGAGCACGACCCGGGCAGGCUCUGCACGGAAGUCACCGCCUCCGUGUGCGCCCGGGACGACCACGGCAGGGAGACGGCCAGGAGGCCGGAGCCCCCACGGUGUUCCGUGGACUCGAAGACGCCAGUGUGUCGCCCCAAACAGGAAGUCCUUGGCGCCGGGGACACUGCAGAUGUCCCUUCAGGUGCCGAUCCGACUCGUGCAGACCGGCUGGCCUGGCGGUGCUGGCCUGGGAGCCCGGCCGGCCGCCCGAAGGAGCAGCCAGGCGGUGUGCACGACAGGGAGCAUUCCGGGCGGGGCACGAGGCCGCCGGCCCCCGACCCAGCCCCACUGGACCUCAGCGAGCGCUCGACCCGGGAUGACCGCAGCCGCACGGGGCCGGCUGCCCCGCCGCAGGCCGCGCUGGCCGCCCAGCCCUGCCCCUACUGCAGCCACCAGUCGUACUACCCCGAGGUCCUGUGGAUGCACAAACGCAUCCGGCACCGCAUCAGCUGCAGCGCUGCGGCCCCCCAGUGGACGCGGCCCAAUGGGCACAGGAGUGUCAGGGACAGCCUGGUGUUCCUCGUCCGCAGCGGACGCACGGGCCCCCCGCCCGCCCUCGGGGGCAAAGACUGCCAGCCCCUGCCCAUCGCUCGGUUCACACGCACCCAGGUGCCGGGCGGUGCCCUGGGGCCCAAAGGCAGCUCCUUGUCCCUGGGUGGGACUGCAAAGGUCACCGGCACAUCAAAGAGCAGGGAGGGCCAGUCGGGGGGCCCCUGCGCGCUCUGGGCGGCUGGCUCUGAGGGCCCUCGGCAGACCAAACCCGGCCCCGGCCCGGAGCAGCACGGUGUCCUGGCCCCGACACCCCCACCAAGGCCCAAGCAGGAGGCCGGCCCCAGACCUGCGCCUGCGGCGGGUGGUGGCUUCAGCAGAAGUACCACCCCCACACCCACCAUCACCGCCCGGGUGGGUUCCCAGUCCCCAGCCAGCAGCAGGCUGGGGGACAAGUGUGUCACCCCCGUGGUGGGGGCAGGCCUGGGCACCCCCAACAAGCACAGUGCCCCGGACCCACAGAAAGCCAAACCAAGCCCUCAGCCGCAGGGUCCGCCGAACAGGAAAGGCGAUGGGGGCCCCCCUCUACCUCCCCUCGAAACCCCCUCCAAGGCCAGCCAGGGCCCCAGGGGGAACGCAGCCCUGCCGGCCCCGCCCCUCCUGCAGGCGGCCAAGCAGGAGCCAGCCUCCGAGGGCCCCGAGAAACACCUGGACAUCCUCAGCAUCUUCAAGACCUACAUUCCAAAGGACCUCGCGACCCUCUACCAGAGCUGGGGCGCCGAGGGCCCCAUGCUGGAGCACAGAGGGGCGCCCCGGACACAGGCCGGCCAAGGAGACUUCGUCUGCGUGGAGUGUGGGAAGUGCUUCCACCAGCCCAGCCACCUGCGGGCGCACACGCGGGCUCACUCAGUGGUGUUCGACUCUGACGGCCUCCGAGGUGCUGAACUGCUGGCUGCCUCCACGGACGCCCCCAAACAGGGGAGAGAGCCUUCCAGCCCAGAUGCCGCCCCGACAGUGCCUCCCCGAAAGGGAACCUAGAGACACGCUGCCAGUGGACCCCCGGGCCCUGGGACGGCCGUUAGCAGUGCCCCGAUGUCCCAGCAGCCUCCCAGCAGUGACCCCAGCUCAGCCUGGAGAAGAAGAGAGCGGAGCCCUUGCCACCGACACCUCCGCCCUGGACUGCUGUGCUGAUGUGGAAGCCGAGGCCGCUCUGGUGGGACGCGGGGCCUCGGCGCAGACACGCCCUGGGGGUCCCGUGCAGCCCCUCCGCCCGCGCGCACCUGCACUUCGCCCAGGCUUCCUUGCCGGUCGGGGCGUCAGCGGGCCCAGGGAGGGCGCGGGCUCCAGUGGGGCUGGAGACACUGGAAAUGGGCUUUUGGCGCGUGUCGGACCAACCAGAGGCCUGCGGGUGGGACUGUUGCGGGGGUGGGGGGCUUGAGCUUGAUGCCAUGGGACCACUGCGGCCCUCCCACCUCCGUGGGUAUUUAAGUUGUGCUUGAGCGGGACGGAGGUGGCCCACAGCUGGGCUUGGGGGGCGUGCAGACGAGGGGCCCGGGCUGAUCCUCGGCUCCGCCACGCACCCCGGAGGCUCUCCCAGGCCUGCGCUCAGUACCCAGGCGGAGCAGAGCUAGUUGAACACUAAGUGAAGCGGGACCCUUCGUUUCUUCUCAGGGCCUUUUGUAACAGGGCUGCGUUCUGCAGACUGCUCCCACGGGGAGGCUGCUGGUCCUCACGCGCGGUCUGGCCACCGUGCCCUGUCGGCCGGGCCCUCUGCAUCCCAAGGGACGACUCCCGGGUGGGCGCGGGGGGGCCUGACCGCCCGGGCCCUGGUGCUCCGGGACCUCCCGCCCUCUCCUCCUCCCUGCCCUCCCCACCCCGGUGAGUCUGUGGGUGUUCCUCGUGGGCCUGGCCCCCUCCACAGGAGGGGCACCUUCUUGCUGGAGGGGGAGGGCCCCAGGCCCCGGCGUGAGGGCUCCAUAUACCUCUUCCCGGGUCACCCAGACUCAAGUUUCUGUGGUGGGGUCACGGCCCGGAGCGAAGGAUCUUAAACCUUGCGGCACUGCAGUGAGAACUGUAUCCCACUGAUAGAAGCAUUUGCUUUUCCUGGGACCGCGACCCUCUGUGUGAUGGCAAUGUUUCCGAGCGUCUCAGAGUUUUGCACAUGGAAUUUUAUGCAUUAUCAGAAGUUACUGCUGCCUUGAAUGGGAAUGUUCUGUGAAAUUUUUUGCAAAAGCUUUACUAGGUUUUUUUUUAAUUGUGAAAUUUUGUAAAGGCAGGAAAUGGGUUAAAGCGGGCAUGCUAAAUAUAUUUUUCAAAAAAGCAAUAAUUUUACACGUACAGAAAUUACCCUUAACCUUCGAUGCUGGGGAGAGCGACAGUUUACUUCCUACCGCAGUGUGUCAGCGCAGUUUUUGUAGAAAAUGGGCUUCUGAUACGAAGACUUUAUUUAAACACACCCACCCACCCCUCUGAAGUGUGGUUUUCUUGUUCUAAUGGUUUGUUGAAUUAUUAUAUUAUUACUGUUGUUGUUAGCUAGUGUUUGGUUCUGGACGCUACUCGUCACUGAGCUGAAGUUACUUGACGGUUCAACUUUGCAACACUCAGAAACAGUGCGACCGGACUGGCUCGAGCAUCCACACACACGUGUGUGCAUGUGCACACUGACAUGCACACGCGUGUGUGGGUGUGCACACCCAGGUCUUCACGUGUUUUCCUGACACCCUCACGCCCGAUGUGUACCAGGUGGCCUGUCUCGCUGGCCUGAUCGGGAAUGUCCCCGCAGACGGGGCGGGGUGACGCGCAGCUGCCCUGCAGAGACACCUCGCGCGAAGUUGCAGACACUGCUCUGCUUGCCUCCGCGGUCACAGCGCCUCUCUGCUGACUUGCAUUCCAUCGUUUCGAUGCUUCCUCAAUGCCACAUACCUGCUUUCUCUGGCUGUCCGUCUCUUGGUGGCAGCUGAGGGAGGCCCAGGGGCUGGCGACACCAUUCUGUGUGUCUCUGUGUUUUGGUCAUUGAACUCUGCACUCAAAGUGACACGGGGUGUCGUGUCCGCCCUCACUGUCCCAGAGCAGCACGUAGGCACCCACAGGCUUUCGGAGACUCCUGCCCGGGAGCCUGGUGGAUGGAGGGGAGGCGCCUGGGCCCCUGGGCGGAGCAGCGUGCACCCUGAGCCGGUGUGAGUGGCGGGGAGCGGUGUGGAGUGCAGACACCGGGCUCUCGUGUCACUAAAGGGACAGGCGGGGCCUCCGGGUCACCGCCCUGCAAGACGUGCCAUCUCCGAGCCUGCCCGUGGUCCCCUUCUCCCCCGGACAUCAGUGUUGUGCUGGGCCACGAAUGCCUUUCUGUCCGUUCUGCCCUCGUAUUUAAUAUGGUUUGUGUCUUCUUAUUUAUUUAGCCGAUGUGUUCGAUUGCUCUUUUCCGAUGACUGCCGUGUGGUCUCCCGUCAGCCACCUUUUCCCUGUUCCAGACUCGCUACUACUACCUCUACCGAUCUGCUGUUUCCUUCCGCUUCCCAGGGGCUUCGCGGUGUUGGCGUCUCUCGUGCGACUCAGACAAUAAAGGGUUUGUUGUCCUCACGCAGCUUCUCCGUGUAUGUCUCGGCCCCGCUGGCCACGCCCCUGCUCCGCUCACGCCUCCUCUUACUGUUCGAGUCAGAUGACCCAGAACGCCACGCUCGCGGCAGGCUUUCGGGUCCCCCGCACCGCCUCCCGAUGUGAAGGAUGGAGUGACACUCUCCGCAGAGCCGGCUGUUGGCAUCUUCCCUGGGGAGCGGACCCUGCUCUGUGACCUCCCUGCUUCCCGGGAGGGCGUGGGGCAGGCUUCGGUGGACAGAUCGCAGCUUGCUGCAAACACAGGACGGAUUUUAAAGCCAAGCGGGCUUUGCCUUUUUGGUUUUGAAAAGUAUUAGAUGCUUUAAGGGGUGCCCCCAUAGUUACACUUGAGACCGGGAGGCACACUGGUCUCCUGAGAGACGGCACCUGGACCCUGAGCCGGGGCCUCACCCGUGGCCACCUGGUGCCAGAAAGGAGGCCGAUGCCGAUGUUGCGCAGCGUGGCCUCCCUGCCGCGGCGUCCCCAACACUCGAGCAGCUGCACGCAGGCAGACGCACGCCUGGACCCCUGACUCCGCCCUCCUUGGGGCUGCUGGGUGUGGCAGGAGGCGGGGCUUGUCUCUCGGGCCGCUGGCUCUGGAGUGCAGCUCAGGGGACAAGUGUCUUCUGCGUCACAGGAAGUGACAGCAGCCCUCCGUCUCUGCACAUCCCGCACCGUCAGAGCCGGUUCUCUUGACCGACAUUCCUUCUUGAAAACAGAUCUCCGCCCCCCGACCCCCAGAAGUGUCAGGGACCGGACGUACGCAGAGAGGGGCGCCCCGUCUCUGUACCACUUCAGCGUCCACUCCCAAGUGCCCACCGGUCGGGAAUGCACGGGUCUCGUGGCUGCGUUCGGCUCCGCUGACUUCUCCCCGCAGAGCCCGCGACCCACUGAGCGGAGGGUGGGGGAGGGGCGGCUCUGGGCAGGCCGCGCCCGUCUGCCGCGUGCGGGGACGUGGGGACACGGGGGGAUGUCCCGUCUUUGUCGGUUUUGCUAAUUCCACUUUGAGGCAGGAAAUGCAAAAACCAUAGAAUUUGUAUUUCUUUUUUAAAAUACAAUUUAUAACAUUAUAUUUUGUACUCUUUAUAUUAGAAUUUGUAACUAGAUUGAUGUAUUUAACUCUAUUUCUGAAAAAAAUAAUUCCAUGUUUCAGUUGUGUGAUAAAAUAUUUAGAUAAAACAUAAUCACUCUAUUGGAAUUUGAAAUCAAUAAAAACACCUUGGAGUUCUUGAGA